This is a messenger RNA of Apis mellifera (honey bee), 1150 nucleotides long. RefSeq names its product bladder cancer-associated protein (gene bc10). The record is from RefSeq and is a predicted model, not a curated record. Bases 233 to 475 code for a protein of 80 amino acids. Lineage: Eukaryota; Metazoa; Arthropoda; Insecta; Hymenoptera; Apidae. The transcript has 2 exons.
CUGUAUAUUCCUAUUUAAUUUGUAGAUGUGUGUAAUCUCAUAUUUGGAAAAAUUCAGAGUAGAAAUAUUUGUACUAGCAUGUGAGAAGGUACUAUUAUACAUAUGUAUAAUCCAAUUGUUUCAAUUUUGAAGGACGAGAUGUUUCGAGAACAUUAUAGUGCUUCCAUAUAAGAUGUUUUGUUAUAGAUGAAAUAACUAGUUUAUAUACAUCUUUAAAAACAAGAUAAAGAGGAUGUAUUGCCUACAGUGGUUAAUUCCAGUGCUGCUGAUACCAAAACCAGUAAAUCCAGCACUACUGCAAACGCAUGUCAUGUUUAUGGCUCUUUAUCUAAUUGGAUUCUUCCUAGAACGAAAACCAUGUACUGUUUGUAGUUUAGUAUUUCUUCUUGCAGUUUUCCUAAUUUGUUAUAGUGGAAUUGGUAAUUGUCUCCUUUGGAGUACAAAUUGUGAUACAGUGAGAUGUGACAAUAGUUAAGGUUAUUAGAAUGUUUAUUCUUAAAUUAAAAAAAUGCCUCCACCUUUAUUUUUUUUAGAAGGAUAUGUCUAAUUAAUUCAUUAAUAACAUAACCUAUUCAUAGAAUUCAUAUGUAUUACAUAUAUAUGAAUCUUAUUAAUAAUAUUCAAAUAUGAUUUUAUAAUCUUAAUUGUAGUUUUUAGGUGUUAUACAUGGUAUAUGUAUUUAUAUAUGUACAUAUAUACAUGAGUAUGUACAUAUAUGUAUUAAUGAUAUGUAUUUAUAUACACAAAAGAAUAAAUUUGCUAGGUUACAAAAAGUUUGCAUGAAAUUAAAGAACUUCCAAAUGUAAAAUUAUAAUAGUUUAAUAUUAUAGAAUUAAGAUACAUUUUUUGUAUAUAUAUUUAUGCUUAAUUCCAUUAAUUUAAUUCUAUUGUCUAAUUAUACACUGUGUAUAACACUUUUUUUAUUUAAAAAUGUUAAUUUUAUUUUGUUAUUGUAUGUUAUUGUAUAUCUAAAAAAUUAACAUUUUUAUAAUUUAUUUAAUUUGAAUAAAUUUCCCAAACUAUUUUACAAAAACUAUUAAAAUUUUUAAAUGAAUUAUUCAUUACUUUGUUCAUAAAUUAUUCUAAAUAAAUAAUUAAGCAGAAUAUAAUUGGUAAUUAUUGAAUGAAAAAAUAAAAGUAUUUUACAUUA